Athalia rosae (coleseed sawfly) is the source of this 12830-nucleotide messenger RNA. It is a transcript of the gene KCNQ, whose product is annotated as potassium voltage-gated channel subfamily KQT member 1-like. The transcript has 14 exons. Gene Ontology annotation, biological process: transmembrane transport; potassium ion transport. Gene Ontology annotation, cellular component: membrane. Gene Ontology annotation, molecular function: voltage-gated potassium channel activity. Lineage: Eukaryota; Metazoa; Arthropoda; Insecta; Hymenoptera; Athaliidae. Bases 3478 to 6075 code for a protein of 865 amino acids. The record is from RefSeq and is a predicted model, not a curated record.
CGUGAAAAAUCAGUUUCCAUUGUUUUUUUCUUUUUUCAAUUUUUCAUUUAUAAAGUUUCGUGAAAAAACUGUUACGGAAUUUCAAUUUCUUAUUAUACUUUCACAUCAAAAGCAUUCCCCGGAUUCCGCGAUCGAACGAUUGUUGUAAAAUUUAACGGCGUUCGCGCACUAAAAAAUUUAGAGAGAGAUAAAAACAAAAAAAAAAAAAAUAGAAAGCCGAUGCAGGUUACAAGUUUAUUUCAAAUUUAAACGACGCGACGGCGGAAAGUGAAAAACGAAAGUCGGGGGCUCAACCGAAACCAUUUCUUGCAGCACGGAUUUCACGGUUUAUUAUACUCGGUUCUUUUUUCCCCUGGGAUGAUAAUCUGCAGAUUGACUGACGGGAAAUUCAUUUCGGACAAAUGGGACAACGUGAAGAAACCCCGUACAAUCAACCAUCGUAUACAUGUACAUCGGAUUUCCGUGGCAAGUCUUCCGCACCGUUUUUCUCCGCAAAAACGAGCUGAAAAACAAGAAAACAAAAAAAAAAAAACAACAAACAAACGGAAAGAAGACGAGUGGUAGAAUAAAUUUUAUUGUAUCACUAAAAUUUAUUACUCUUCAGAAUUGUAAGGCUCGAUAAAAGUUACCUAUACUUUGAGUUGGCGCUCUGCCUGAAGCAAUAUACGUAUAUAGUACGGAGGAACUAAUUACCCCCCUCCCUAUUGCGGGUGUAUUUUAUCUACCUAUAUUCAGUUGCAACAUAGUUUUUCUAUUCCUCACGCCACUUCCUAAUGGUAUAUACCAAGAGUGAUGUAUGACUGUAGCGUAGUUUAAAUUAUCCGUUAACACGAAAUCUGCGCGCAAUCUGGUAUCCGCGUACUUAAAUUUCCACGGGGUGGGCGCCGCGCCGGUAGCUAGAGCUAAGAAACGUCAUUACGUAUAGCUAACUAAAGUUAUACACAGGAGCGCAGAUUACAUCUUGAACCAUGAGCUUCUGCUGCUGCUGCAGGUCUAAGUCUUUGAGAAAAUUUUCAAACUAGUUUUAGACAAGUUUUCGCGAAUAUCUGCGGGUCGCCGUUUGUACUACAUCGUCCUACCGUGUUUAUAAUACGUAUCUUCAAAUUUACGUACACCCGAUGCAAAAGAGUAAGAGAGACGAUGGCGCGUCCUGUGAGGAAAGUUUGAAAUUGCCGAGGUACAUCCCGUUGUACGGAUUGUACUUGUGCAGGGGCUAGUGGGUUCGAGGAAUAUGGUAAAAUACGCGCGGGUACGAAGCCGAAAACUUCGCGUUUCUAGCCAACGAGUACAUGUGGCGCAGCGCCAAAUCAUCCCCUAAGAGACGCACGGUCGAACGAGGAACUACUUAGGGGUACGAGCCACAGUUGGUUGCGGGCCAUAGCCCCGGUAACAUCACGCCGCGUAGAUUCUUGUUAAAUUUCGCUUAUUCAUCCCACGGUUAUGACAUUAAUCAAGUACAAAUAAAUCAUUUGGAGAUCAGAUGUAUUCUCCCAUAUUGCACUCAUACCUAUAGUAUCUGUAUAAAAUUGGUCUGAGAAGUAAAAGCCACCCUUAGUUUACAGACGAUGAUAAAAAUUUCAAACGUGUUUCGCGUUUCGUGAUCGUUACGCACGUUUGUUUGUUCGUUUGAUUAGAGAAAAAUUCUGAUUUUCGAUCCCGUUGAGAAGAAGGAGAAAUCGAUUCUCGGAGGAAGUGAAGAAGGGAUAUAUCGCGGGGGAGAAUAAGAUGAAUCGAAAUUCGAAUGUGAGAAAAAACGUGGAAAUGGAUGUAGACACGUUUCCAUUGGCUUCUGAAAAUAACUCGCAGGAGGAAACGUUGCACAGUCUCGUAGCUGGAUAUGCUUCAGAGAAAGGUCGAACGGGCUACGUCCGGAAUUGAAAGAAAGAGGAAAAAAAAAAAAAACAACAAUCAUCCGAUCGAAACGGGAUGGGGGAAAAAAUUGUUUCGUAUAACUGACUUCGGAAAAAAUGUAUUAUAAAAAUUAUUGCACAUAAUUAUCACCUUUUUAUUUGAAUAUUUUUCACGAAAUUUAUUGAAUUAUCUUCACCUAAACUCUACCAAUUGCGAGUGACUUGUAACAGUUUAGAAAAAUUUUUUACAAUAAGAGACUAAAAAUAAAACACAUUAUACGGCUAUGACAAAUCUAAUUAUUAGGCUUUCUAAAACUAAUUCUGUGAUUAUAUACUUCAACGUAAAGCAAUAUUGAGAAAAAGCAAUCAUACACAUAAAAAAGCAAGAAAGAAAUAAUAAAUAAAUAAAACUACAGCUACUAUUCGCAAUAUUAUACAUACUUAUAAACGCAUUAUGAUAAAAUAUAUGGAUUAUAAGUCAUCCAAACGCUUGAUUUUCUUCUUUUCUUUUCUCUCAAAGAACUAGACAAUAAAAAGAUAAUCAGCUCUACCGUUAUACAUAACCGCAAGCUCACAUAUAUGACGUAUAAAAAUGCAAUAGAAAUUGAACAAAAAAAGUGAGAAAUCCUACGUGGGAUUAUAGAUCGAGAGAGAACUGAAAAAAAAAAUCGUGAAAUUAAUAAAGAUCUCCGACGAGAUUCGGAAGGACGAAACAAAUUGUUCUUCAACACACCGCACCCUUACUAAAGAAUUGUGUGAAAAACUGAAAUGCAUAAUAAUAGAAAUCUUUGAAGUGUUUCGAAGCGGUAAGAAUUUUUAUUUUUACUGAAACAGAACGCGCGUCGAUAAAACGAGUGCCAGUGGGUGAAUUUAGUUUCUAGAAAGAGGAUCUUACGGUUUAUACGAACAUUCGUUUUACGCCUGUAUAUAUACAACCGACACAGAAAACAAGAGGAUAAAAAAGCUGCGCGAAGCUUUUUACCCAAAACUCCGCAACGACGAAAAUAAUCGCUACUGUAAUGACAAAAUUUACCUUCGAAAAUUACCCGAAUAUUAGCGAGCCCUUCGGGGGUGGAUAAAUGACGGGGGGAAACAAGUCGGAGGUUGUACAGGCCGCAUAGAUGACCUUGAUAAAAAGUUUGUACGACCACGUGUCCGUCUAUCGGUCCUACCGUACGUCAGAUAUAAUAACUCUGAAAAUAAUGCAAACUUCAGGGUCUCGUUUGACCCGGAAAAGGUUGGUUCGUGACCUAUUUAAAAAAGUUCUGAGGUGAGGCACGGCUCUAUCUUGGCGUACCGAAGAAAGUGUUUCGAUCGUCGGUCGUUUUUUCGUUUUCUUUUUACCAUCGAUGUCCUUCGCUUCUCCAACCCCCGUACGUACGGUACCGCGGGGCGAAAGAAGAAAUCCUCAGAUACUAACGCGACAUUCGCGAGAUUCUUGUUCCGGGUGAAAACAAAGUAAAGUCGGAGGGAUAAAACGGAUGAAAAAAGUGGUUUGUCGCGGGUGCCUCGCCGGUUUUGCCAUGUGUUUUUCGGAACCGAGGGACCAUCUUUUCAUGUCCGAGAUUAAUAUCUCGCGGUGUCUCGGGCUUGUAAAAUUCCAAGAGGUUGAAUACGUGGAUUCGGGAUGCUGCAGGCGGUUAUGCUAGGCAGCAGUCCCGCUAGAGGACGAGGCAAUUUUUACCAGACAAAAAUAUUUCACAAUCAUCGACCGUCACCCGGCCUCAAAAUGAACCGCGGAGAACAGGAAACGCUCUUCAGACAGAGCCGACAACUCACGAGGAUCGUACCGUCCCGAGAGGAUUUGGUACUCAGUGUUCUGAAAGCACCAAUUAAUCAGCAGCAACAACAACAACAACAACAACAACAGGAACAACAACAACAAGAACAGCAUCAUCAUCACCACCACCAUCAUCAUCAUCAGCAGCAGCAGCAGCAGCAGCAGCCACCGCCGCAUUCCCCGCAUUUUCCUUAUUCCCCGCAGCAGCAGCAGCAGACCUACCAGCACCAUCAUGCCAAUUGCCAAGCUCAUCAGAAUCAUAAAAAAUGCGAUAACCCAGGUCACGGAUUCACCGGUGAAAAUCUUCCGCGAAGUAAGGAGGCGCAGUUGUCGAGGUUGACGGAGAAGAGGUACAGUGCCGCCGCAGCUUACGCCGCGCUUCAGGGGAGCGAAGACGAACUCGUCGGUGGCGCGGAGACCGAAGAUGUUGCCCUCAAAACACCUGGAAGUGAAACCGAGGACACGGACAACGGGGGGAACGACGAGGGUCCGCCCAGAAAAUUCACUUUUCUCAGGAGAUUUCGAACACCGAGAUUCGGAGAGGCUCAUCACAAAAGGGUUCCCACACCCAUGAAACGGAAGCACAGGAGAAAGAAAAAUGACGAUGACAUGAUCGACGACACGGUCGACGACGGCGUAGGAGAAGAACCCAGCCCUGACCAAAGGGGUGUUCCCGAUCCGUACUACCCCAUUUAUCUACCCAUAGAUCAGGCUUUCAAAGCCAAAUAUGUUUUUCAUCACAAAAAAGGGAAAACAUUUCAAGAACGAUUGUACGUCUUCCUAGAACAUCCCGGAGGAUGGAUUUGUUUUGUCUACCACUUUACGGUGUUCAUGGUCGUUUUAGUGUGCCUCAUAUUCAGCGUAUUGUCAACGAUAGACCAGUACAGCAAUUUCGCAAACGAAACCCUGUUUUGGAUGGAAAUAUGUCUGGUGGUAUUCUUCGGGGUCGAAUACAUCGUGAGACUAUGGAGUGCGGGGUGCAGGUCAAAGUACAUGGGAUGCUGCGGCCGUUUCCGGUUCAUAAGAAAACCUAUUUGUAUAAUAGAUUUGAUAGUAGUUGUAGCAUCUAUGGUCGUUUUAUCGGUCGGAAGCAACGGCCAAGUUUUUGCCACAUCUGCCAUCAGAGGUAUCCGCUUUCUACAAAUUCUGCGGAUGCUUCACGUCGACCGACAAGGUGGUACGUGGAGGCUCCUCGGUUCCGUCGUCUUUAUACAUCGACAGGAGUUGAUCACGACGCUCUACAUCGGGUUCCUAGGUCUCAUUUUCAGCAGUUAUUUCGUAUACCUUGCCGAAAAGGACGCUGUUGGACCCGAUGGAAAAACGGAUUUUUCCAGCUACGCCGACGCUUUAUGGUGGGGCGUGAUCACCGUAACGACGAUAGGAUACGGUGACACGGUGCCACAGACGUGGAUGGGAAAAAUCGUUGCGUCAUGUUUUAGCGUAUUUGCAAUAUCGUUUUUUGCCCUACCUGCUGGAAUUCUCGGCUCCGGAUUCGCGCUCAAAGUACAGCAGAAACAGAGGCAGAAACAUUUCAAUCGUCAAAUUCCGGCAGCAGCUAUGCUCAUCCAAUGUCUUUGGCGAUGUUACGCCGCGGAUAAAGCGAUAAACAGCGUAGCUACCUGGAACAUUUACAUCAAAGAUCCCGCGCCAGUUGGUCAGCCUGCGACGCCCCUUGGAAAGUUGAUUUGUGUAAAGAAGAUGUCUCUUAUGAUCCAGGUGGCUAAAAAAGCAAGCGUCUUGAAACGACGAAAGUCCCGGAACCGGAUGGAAGUUCAACAAUCGUCGCAAAACCUACCCCAACCACUUCCGAUGUCCGGCUGCUCGACCACCGGUGGAAAUAACGACGUUCAGCGCAGAGACAGCGAGGGAGACGUCGUUUUUUACAUGGAAGAACCAAAGGCGGGCACGCCGAAUCGCGCCAGACGAGACAAUCGGGUGUUUCCCAUUGGCAGGGGCAGUCUUUUCACCUCGCAGACGAGCUCGGUGACGGAAGCGGCCAGCGAUGAGAUAGACAUCGACAUAGAAGAGCCGCAGCGCGUCACGACUAAUGGGAUUAAUUACAGGUUGACGGAAGCUCAUCGUAACGCCAUACGAGCUAUCCGUAAAAUAAAAUAUUUCGUCGCCAGAAGGAAGUUUCAGCAAGCGAGAAAACCCUACGACGUAAGAGACGUCAUCGAGCAGUACAGUCAAGGUCAUUUGAACAUGAUGGUCCGCAUAAAGGAAUUGCAGCGAAGGCUUGACCAGACACUUGGUAAACCUGGGAGUUAUUUGGCGGGAAUCGAUAGGGCGGGAAACGUGAAACCGAUGACCAUUGGCGCGCGUCUCUACAGAGUUGAACAGCAGCUGUCGGUGAUGGACAAAAAGAUCGACCAGCUGGUGUACGUGCUUAACGCAGUGGCGCACAAGCAACAAAUCCCAUUGAGAAGCAUAGAGGACGACGUUUAACAGAAGGCAUCUUCGGCGUCUUCGACGACGCCACUGUCCUCUACUAAUGUGUCUUCAGCUGUGUCAUUUCGAACAGCACCAACGGGAACAGCAGCAGCAGCAGCAGCAGCAGCAACUAUCAUCUUGCCAAGACUCACUAUCACGACGGUCACACCGGAUAUGUUGAGCCAAAGCUACUGACUUAUCGCGCAAUGAUCGGCAUGACAACCAUAAGAAUAUCGUAUACCAAAAGAAACAGAAAUUAAAUGAAUAAUAAGCAGAAGAAGAUCUCGAACGGAAGUGUGGCCUCUUUUUUGGACAAGAAGAAACAAGGAAGGAUCAAUAAGAAAGAAAAAUGGGAUCGGCAAUAACAACUGAGGUCGGUGAUCGGCUUGAUCGUUGUUCACUGAUGCAUCAGAUGGUCUCGGAUCAUGAAGGGAAGAGAAGAAAAAAAGCAUACUGCGGUCGAUCAGAAGGUUAACAACUCCGGGGAUGCAUCAAAUCCCCGAACUUAUGAACCUUUCUGUUCGAAAACUCGAAGGCCGAACGCGAGAAUUAACGUCGGAAAUGAACGUAGGAAGUAAUAUUAAGUAAAGAUUAUUUACUCUGUUUCGUUCGUCGAUUAUAUUUUCUUUUUCUUCUUCAUUUAUCUAAAAGGAAUCUCAGUUAGGAUUGAACGCUUAGAUUUGUCAGGGACGAGGUACUACUGCACCUUGCAGAUGAUGUGAUUAACAAGAUGUGAUGUAAAUUUCGUUUGAUCUCCGCGAGUCGAACAUACUUGACUCUUCGGUCGGUGCUUUUAAAACGCCCUUAAAAAUGAAAAAAAAAAAAAAAAAAACGUUACGAUGUUAAAGUAUAUGAAUAACGUUUCACGCACACGAACAAAUUAUUUACGCGACUAAUAAUUAUAUCUCGUGAUAAAUAUAAAUAUAAUGUAUCGAUUGAUGCAGAUUGAAAGGAAGAGGGUCGAAAGAUGAUAAAAAUUUUGAGGGAGAGGUUUUUGUUUUUUAUUUUUCCAAAAAGUAAUAAUAAUCAUACUACUGAUAUCAAUAAUAAUGAUAAUAACGUGAUUAAAAUGCAUAAUUAAUUACGCGUGUUGUAGACUCAUUGUAAGGACAAACGGGAAAUACACAAUCUGACCGAAACUCGUCGAAUAAAAGGCACCCUUCCAUAAUACACUAAAAUUAAUGCAUAAUUUGCUGUGAAUUAUUUGGGACAUAAAUGAGUCUAUUAAUAUGCAUACGAUCUAUAGGUACGCGCCGCCAUGAUAAAAUUCGUAUAGGUACCGUUUGCUUAAUACUUACGUUGAAAAUAAGACAAUGAAAAUACAAUUACACUUAUAUACCUAUAAUAAUUAACAAAUAUAAUAACAUAUAAAUUCAUUUGUAAAAAGAUUAUUAUUGAAAAUUAUAGUGUUGCACGCUGCAUUCGUUCGUCGAAAGUUAUUUUUCGUGUAUAUAAUAAAUUAAUAUUAUUAUACAAUAGUAUAAUUAGUUAAAAAUAAUUAAAUUACUCGCGCGAAAAACUAAAAACUAUAAAAUAUUAUAAUAUUGUAUGUUAUGUAUAAUUAAUUUGGUUCUGCUGGUCGUGGAUCAAAAUUUUGCAAAGUGCGUUGUAAUUCUCAUAUUAUAUAUAUGGUAUAUAAACAAAAGAAGUUGAAAAACAUACUGAAAAUUUAUUGUAUAAAUACACGGUUGAUUAUUACUGGUAGUUCAUCAUAAUUAUAGGAACAAAUUUUUAAGUAUGGAAUCAUGAAAGCCAGGAUUUCAAGAGCUCCAUUUAAAUCGACGCGAAUUAAAGCCUCGCACAAUUUUGCAACGGAUCUCUGUAAUUUAAUAAUGUUAACGAGUAUAAAAAUUAUAUCAUCGCAUAUACCUUUACGUAUAACGUGUUUUCGCCGAAAACUUAACGAUUCGAUGAUAUAUUUGAUGAACGUAAACGCGAUUGAUCGUUCACGAAAGUAUACUUGAAUGAAAUUCGGAUGAACACCGUCAACUACAUGGAUAAAAUAAAAUCGGAUCUCAUUUGAUUUUUUAUAAAACCUCACGGAAAUUACAAAUAUUUUCAGACGCCGAUCAGUUUUUUGUUCGCUUUAUUCCCGACUUUUAGUUUACGAUUAGCAUUCGCAGGAUUUCGGAGUCUGCGAAACGUUCGAUCAUAGUUAUACCACCCGUAAAAUUUGCACCGCAUAGAAAUCACUGUAUUUCAACUAUCAUAUGUAAUAAUGAAAAUUCCGUUCACAAGGAGGCUACGAGGUAACUUAGCGAUACUGGUAAAAAUAAAUAAGUAAAAUAAUAUAGGUAAAUAAAUAGAUUAAUUGAUUAAUAAUAUUGAGCAUAUUUAUAAUGAAGAAUUGAAUAAGAUUAAUGAAAAUUCAAUUGAUCGUGUAAAUUUAUGUAUAAACAAAAACAAUAUGUAGAUCAGCAGUUAACGAUAAAACCUAAUCCUUCUUUUCUACAGGUUCUAUAUUAUAAUAUAGUUAUGACAUACAUAUGGAAGUAGUACGUGAAUGAUAACAUUUUCCCGUACACUCAAUUCGACACGUAUAUAUCGUAUAAAUAUUCAUACAAAGUUAGAUAAUCGAAUAAUUACGAAACUAUAUUCAUAUUAUAUACAGCAGUUUUUCUAGUACCUAAAAAUGUUUGACAAGAGAAAAAGGGAAAAGAAAGCAUGAAAUGAACUUAAGUAAUUCAUCGCGUCAUUAAGGGUAUUUUUUAAUAAUCCUUUUGAUUAAUUAUCAACGUAAAUUAUAUACAGCUAUAUUCUAGCCGCUAUUAGGGUCCAAAUUGUAUACCUACCUAAAAAUUACACAUAUUUACCUACACGUGAUUGAAAUGAUCUUAUUUUACUACGAGAAAAAUCAUAAGAAUGUUAAUUCACGCGAAUUAUGAGCGCAGGCUAAAUUCAAAAGAAGAAAACUUGCGUAGCGUUUUAUUCGACAGGCGAUGCGGUUGUACUUAUUAGAUAUUUUUCCAUAUCACGUACACAUUGAUUUGUGAAUUUUUUUUUUUUUUCCCAACAGUGUGAAUUGUAAAGUCGCACAAAACUUAUUAUAAAUAGCUGCAGGCGCGUGUAACUGGUCUUCAUUGGAAAAGAUAUUCGUUUAUGUAUAUACAUAGAUACAUUAUAUUAUAUAUGUACGUAGCUACAUAAACGACAUGUGGCAAAAUCAGUUCAGGUCAAUGAAUUUAAGUGAAAGCGUGUGUAUAUAUCCUUAUUCAAAAUUUAACGGUAACAAGCCUCACUUUGAUAUAGAAUUGCUUGCAGACUUCGUUCGUGUGCCUACAAGAGCACUUUUGAGUUAACUCAAUGCGCCUUACGCCUUACACGUGCAUCUCGAUAAUCACACCAUAACUAUGAAGUAUUGCAUUUUAUGACAGCUAUAUGCUAAAAAGAGACAUAAAUCGAUCGCCCCAGUACAGUACACGAAUUUCUCUCUCAUUGUCUCAAAGGUGUUCAAGAUGUCGAUUACUUUACCAAUAUCUUCAAAAUUUAGACUCAAAACUGCGCGGAUAUUUUUAAUUAGAGGGACCACAGAUCUAUCUGUAAAUCAUUUAUAUUAUAUAAUAUCAUAAAUUUGACCAAUUUAUUUAUAACCGAGUUCUGCUAUGUCGAAUUGAACUUUACGUUUCAUAACGAAUUUAUAUAAUUAGUGAAUGGAAUCGAUUAUCUGACCAUAUAAGCAUUGGGGAAAAAACUUAAAUUUCAAAAGAAAUCAUCAUCCUUUCUCUUUGCUUAUUAUAAUUAUAUUUUGUCACCAAAGUUCUAAUGUAUUUUGAAUAUUUUGGAUCUUCGUCUGUAAAUCCGCCAUUUUGCCAGUAGUUGAUAUAGAGUUGAAACUCUAAUAUAUGUUAUUUAUGUGUACAGUAGAAAAAAAAGGUGCGCAGCUCAUAGACACUUUCUAGUCUACCACCUCAGCUUGAGUUACGUGUAUGUCUCGUCGCCGCCCUGAACUGUAUAGGUAUGGAAUAUGCGUUAAAAAAAAGUACCAAAGAGAAAAAAGAAAGAAGCGAAACUAAAUUAAAUUUACGCGACAUCCCUCGGUGCCUCUCACUAUAUCCUAUGUAAUAAUCGUCGACUAGCCUAUAUUGUACUCUUAAAAAGGUAAAAAAAAAAUUAAUGAAAAAAUGAAACUUAGAUGAAAAGAAGGUACUUUUAAUAAAAUUGCCUACUUACUUUAGCAUUAAUAAUUCUAGGUCAAUUGUACAUAAUUUUCUAUCUCUAGAUAGAAAAAAUUCAUUGCGUUUCAAUCUUCCUUUUUCGUGUUUAAUCUCUUCAUCUAAUCUGCGAUCGCAGGCAAAUCCGUGAUUCUAUUUUUGAAAAAAUUGAACCGCUAUAAUUAUCAGUCACUCGCUUUUACGCGCGGCUUAAUAUAUUGGUAAUAAAAUACUCUCAAUAAGGGACGUUCGCUAAUCGAAUGUUACGCGAAAAAAUUUCGUCGGAUAUAACGAUAAUAACAAUAAUUAAUAACGCGUAUAACUUAUACUCUUCGAGUCUAAAUAAUAGUUCAGUCAUAGAUAUAUCGAACUUCGUAACUAACGCAUCGUUAAAUUUCGAUUAUUUUAAGUUCUAAUUAUUUUAUGUCACACAUCAUUUAUUUGUCUAUAUCGCUUCGGUUAUGAUACCGAUAUAACAAUGAAUCAAUAAUAAUAUCAUACCGAUGAUAUUACGCGAAUCGAAUAGAUAAUAUAUAUGUUAUAUUAAAACUAUUUAACACGAAAGCUCUGCUAUCUGCAGCCUAGAAUGUGAUAUCGCUCGACCUACAAAAGGUAAAAAAAUAUAUAUGUAUAAAUGAAAAAAAAGUAAAGACAUCAUUAGAUUUAUUAUUUUUUAAUUAGUAUAGUCAACGAAGGGAGUAACAUUUUCAUCUAAAUCACGUGAUUGCCUCUCUUAUAGUUUAUCUGGAUACAUAUUAUACAUACUCCUAUGCGUAUUUAUAACAUACACCGGAUAAUCUGGACGUUUACUAUAGAAAUUAAAUUACUUUCGGCGAAAAUGUUGUAUGAUUUCAGGUCAUUGAUGACGAUUAUUUUACCACCUAAUAGAGUCAUAUAACCAUUUGCAUUUUAUUCGAAAGUAAUUGAAUCAACGUCUAGUAAAUAUAUGAAAAUUUGAUACGAACAUAAUAUGUUUAUCGCUCUAUUAUAGUCUGUAUAAAAUUUUUGCUAGAUAUAAUUUCGAAGUCCGCAUAAAUUUGAGGUUGAGUCAGACUUACCAAAAUAAUUAAACUAGAAAAAAAAAAAAUAUAGGAAAAUGGAAAUUAAUACGACCUGCAAAAAAUCUAUAAGUGUACGCGAGAUUUUACCCGUUCGAUCUAAAUGUAGUGAUUAUCGAGUAUGAAUUAAUAAUCGAAACAAAACGAUAUGAAUUUAAAGAAAGGGUUACUGAAUCUCAAAUUUUUGUCGAUCCUGUAUAUUAACAUUGAAUCUAAUGUAUGAUAUGUAUGGUAUAAACACUACAUAAAAUGACGUGAACUUUUCUAUGCGCAAUUGCGAACUCAUUAAUAGAAUAAUAUUGGAGCUAUUCAACUAUAGGAAAAAUUAAGGUAACAAAUUCAAUAAUUAUUGUAGACUUACUCAUAUAAUCAUUAUAAUUACUGUCUAAUCCACAAUUCACGAUAUAUUGAUCUCGAUCGCGUAGUGUAAUAUAGUCGAAGUAGUGGCGUUGUGUUACAAUUAGUUCGUAAGAUUAGAUGUUAUUAAAAAAAUAUACAUAUAUAUAUAUAUAUAUAUCUAGAAAAAGUCGAGAAAAAUAUACAAAAAAAAUGGAUUAAAAAAGUAUAAUUAUAUAAUUACUGGGCCCAAGAAACCCUUAGCGCACCCGAAGAAUUGCAAGAUGGCAGAACGUAUUAACCCUUUACCGUAUUUCAAAGUUCUCUCAAAAACUAAUUAUGAAUUAGCGAGUCGCUGUUCUCUUCCUGAUGAAUCAAAAUUCGCUGACAAAAAAAAAAAAAAGAAGAAAAAUAUUCAAGUUAAUUAUUAUUUGAAAGAACUUUUGGAAAGCUAGUAAACUGGGUAUGUUCCGUGCCUAUAUAUAUUAUACAUAUUUAUAUUCGUCAAAAUUAAUGAAUUUAAUAUAUACCUACAUACUCGAAUAUAAUGUAACAAGCAAUCUGGACCAAUCGUGUAUUUUCUAAAUUUUCACUGUAAUAUUCAAAUGUAUAUCGAAUAAGGAAAUUGUCUGAUCUUUUCUUAAUCACAUAUACCGUGUAGGUAUAAAAAUUUUGCCGCUGAAUGAAUUGGUCUUGAAAAAUUAAAUUUGAUUAAAAUCCUCUAGGAAUAUCGUUAAUCGAGGGAUUAUUUGUAUUAUAAAAACUUAAUUAUUUAUGACAAGGCUAACCUUUGCUGAUGAAUUACGUGUGUACGAUACCUAUAAAUACACGAUGUAUGUAGAUCAAGUAAAUUAAAUUAUAUCACCUCAGAUACUAAACAAAGUAAUGGCCUUCGUCAUUAUAAAACUCCUACGAAAAAUGAUAUUCAACAGCUGGUCCCAACAGCAAUAUUAUAAAUUUCAAACUCCUUCAUGCCGGAAAAAUAAUCAAUCAAUAAUUAAAUACCCACAUAUUAUAUUCAUAUACCAAUAUAUUAUUAUACAACUUAGACUCUAGCGAUAACAGCGCGGAAAACGAAAAGAAAAGAAACAAAAAACAAGAAAACCCUCAAAUAUUACACGACGAGCGACCAAAAUCGAUAACCCGACGACCUUAUAUUCUAUGCAACAAGAUUUUAACAAGAAUAAAAACUAACCACGACCAAAUUAUUUCUUAUAUAUAUUAU